GGUGACCGUGCCGCGGGGUGGGCCCGGGGCGGGCCGGGCUCGGCCGAGGGGAGCCGGGAGCAGCAGCACGCUGAGCCCCGCUGUCCCGGAGUGGCCAUGCAGCUCCUGUCUCUGCUUGCCUGGGUCCUGCUGCCAGGCUGCGGGGCAGUGACCGGGCCCGACAGCGUGCGGGGAUUCUUGGGGGGUUCCCUGUCGGUCACCUGCACGUACGAGCCGGGCUGGGAGGAGUCGCCGAAAUUCUGGUGCAGAACAAUAGCACGUAUUGGUAUUUUAUGUAUUGGCCGCAUGCUCGUCACCUCGGAGUCGGAGCCCGAGGUGCUGCAUGGCCGGUUCUCCAUCCGGGACAACCGCACACGCCGGGAAUUCACGGUGACUGUGGAUGCUCUGGCCGCGGAGGACGCGGGCACAUUCCUCUGUGGGGUGCGAACGGGAAUAUUGCGGUUUGAUAAGAGUGCUGCUGUGAAGGUGAUCGUGGUCCCAGCUUCUUCCACCCUCCCAUCAUCGACCUACACCACCACCACCACCUUCUCUGAUCUCAUACUCUCUGUAACAGGAUGCACACAGACAGUUUCUCAGAGGGAAAUUGUGCAAUCAACAUCAAAUCCCUCAACCCCUCAACUCUCUAACGUGGUUGAGCACAUCCUUACUCCAGCCAUCAUUGUGGUUCUUUUUUUGCUUGCAGUGGCUGCUGGUGUUCUGCUAAUACUCUCCAGCAAGAAGAAAGCCACAUCCAUGCUUCAUCCAGCCCUUUCUGGAGCAGCCAUAGAGAUGGACAGGACUCACAGAAUGUCACCUACAGGAGCAGAAGCCUUGAACUAUGCGGACAUUGACCACAACACGGGCGUGGCUGAGAGCCAGUACAGCAAUGCUGAGGCUUUCUGCCGCUUGGAAACGCCCCCGAUGGAGUACAUAGAGGUCAGACACAGUGCUCAGCGUUUGGAAGAGAAAAGAGAGGCGUUAUAUGCCAGAGUGCAGAAGCCUGUGGUGCAGAAGGAGCAGAUCUACACCAACAUGCCAUCAGCUCCACAGCCCAGUGAAGAGCUCUACAGCACAGUGUAUGGGAGAUGAGCAAGCACCUGGCCCCAUGGGCUGCUCCUGCUGCUGGAAGCUGUCUCUGCACAGGGCACAUGGGGUUUAUGUUCUGCUCAGGCAGGAGCUAGCUCGACAGCAGACCUGUUGCUCUCCAAGGCUUGGGUGUUUCUUUGAAGCAACUUCAGAGAGGAUGAGGUUGUGUGGAGGCACAGAGAGGGUUGAAGAUAAAAUCAUCCCUUUGCAAAUGCAAUUUGGAGUCCUAAUCCAUACAACAGUGGUGCUGGGAAUAAAGCUCUCCCCCUUGAAGUGGGGUAGUCCAGGCCAGAGACCCAGCAGGGUGAGCCAUCACUUUGCUCUUCUCUGUUUUGCUGAUAACUUUUUUCCUAACACCCACUAAGCACUUUCUGUGUGAAGUGUUGCUGCUUUAUCAGUGACUCUGAGAACCCGA
Molecule: messenger RNA, 1480 nt
Organism: Parus major (Great Tit)
Lineage: Eukaryota; Metazoa; Chordata; Aves; Passeriformes; Paridae
Product: CMRF35-like molecule 9
Exons: 7
Coding region: 97-1068 (323 amino acids)
Cellular component (GO): plasma membrane
Molecular function (GO): transmembrane signaling receptor activity
Source: RefSeq, a predicted model, not a curated record